GUGCAGGCGGGGUUAUAGGUAUCUAUGUAGGUUAGUGCCUAUGUCUUCGGUCGUGGGCGGGGCAAACCGUUCAUUGUUUGCCCCGCCUGCCCAAAAUUAUUUUGAACCAAGUAAGUGGAUUCCCUUUCCCUCUAUAUGUUAAGUGUUGCUUUAUAUGUGUAGUGUAAAUCUAACUCAUUUUUUAUGUGGUAUUACAGAAUGAACCUGGAACCUAAGUUUGCAAAAUUAUAGAAGUCUGCCGCCACCAAGAUCGUUACACUAACUAGUAUCUUUUCUGCCACAGGUAAUUAAAAAUGUAACGUAUUGUUGGUAUUUUUAUCUGUCAAAUAAUGUAUGUAUAUUAUUAGUUAAAAAUUGUCUUUUUGCUUUGUAGGUAUUCAUCAAGCUGAACAAGAAUUCCGUCCCUAGUCAACUGUUAGUUCUAAUUCUAUUGGUAAAUAGUUCUUCUUCUCUUUCCCUGUCAUAGUGUGUUAACAUUUAUAAGGUUCUUAAGUCAACUAUGUUUGUACGUAAUGUUUCAUGUUUAUACCAAAGUAUAUAAGUGUUAAUGCUAUAUAUUAUUUUUAAGUUCAAGAAAUUGUGAUCUUUAGUUUUGAUACCUAUCUAGCCAUGUUGUACCUUUUGGAUUCUAUUAAUUUGUUGUAAUGGAAGGUAGUGAGAGUGAAGGUCUGUCUGAUGACUUUGAGCAGCCUCAGAAAAAAGCAUCGGAAGACAAUCAGCUGAAAGCCCCUACCAAAGAACAUGACGAAACAUCUGACAAUGUUAAGAAAAGUAAGGUGAAAGUGAAUUUUAAGUGCAGAUAUUGCACAUCGUGUUUUACUGUGAGGAGCAACUGCACUCGUCAUCAAAAUGCUUGUCCUUCGAAUCCUGAGAGAGAGGCACCUGAAUUUGUGUGUGCAAACUGCAAUUCUUCCUUCAAGAGGAGAGAUAAUCUUCAGGCCCACAUCCUCAAAUGCCAGCCUAGUGCAAGGGUUCAAAAAAAGAAAACUCCCUGCUUGAUCAAAAACUGUCGUGAGGAAUUUUACCACAAGAUCUCGUUGAUUAAUCAUUUGCAGGAAUUUCACAAAGAUGAUAUUAAUGUACUUCCACCGGUGACAAAAACAUUUUCCUCUGCAAAGGAGUUUAAUUCCUGGAAGGAAGCUGAGGAGGAGAGAACCUUUUCCCUCUACACAGCCAAGAAAGGUCAGGCUGCUAGUUCUGCAAAGCAUUUCUACUGUCAACAUGAUGGUUCUGGCAAGCCUCACUCUGAGAGAAAAACUAGCAGACGCAACAAUAAGCAGCGUAUCAAAGUUGGGCACUAUUGUAUCUCGAAAAUGGCUGUUAGGGUGGAUGAUACUAAAGCCGUUCAUGUAGAAUAUUACCCAACUCAUAACCACAAGUGCAGUAAACAAGAUUUGGUCCACCAUCCUCUUCCAGAACACAUGUCAAGGUACAUAGAGGAAAAAUUAGCAGAAAAUACCCCAGCUACAGUGGUUUAUGAGCUUGCAAGAGAGAAAUUUUUGCCAAGAAAUUCUCCUUUUGUUGUAGACUGCAAAGCCAGCAUAUUAACAAAGAAGAGAGUACUUGAGCGGGGCAGAAGAAGACGUAUGGCAAGAAGGUUACAUAAAGAUGAUGCGAAAGCAGUGUACCUUCUUGCCACUCAAUUAAUAGACAGUGAAGAUCCAUCAGUACUUAUUUUCAAGCCUUAUGGAAGUGAUGUUGUCUGUGGGCCAAAAGAAAUUAAUGACUUGCCUAAUUCUAAGGACCUUUUUAUGUUUGGGUUCCAAACAAAGAAGCAGCUUGAGACUUUCAAACUACACUCUGGUAAAAUAGUAAUUCUUGAUGAAACCCACGGAACAAAUCAGUAUAAGUACCAACUACUGAAUGUGAUGGUUGUAGAUGAAAAUCGUAGAGGCUGGCCUGUUGCACAUCUAAUUACUAGCAGGUCAGAUGCAGAUACAUUUCAUUUUUUCUUCCAAGAACUCAAAUCUCGCUUGGGUGAUGAAGGCAGUAUUAAUUGUGUCAUCACAGAUGACGACCCAUCCUUAAUUAAUGGUAUGAAUUCUGGAUUUUCUGCCAAUUUAAGACAUAUAUUGUGUAAGUGGCACGUCUUCAAAAAUUUUAAGGACAAUAUUAGACAGAAAGCUCCAAAGCAUCUUUUUGACCAGAUUUUAUCAGAAGUUAAAGCGAUUUUAAAUGCUGAGAGUGAGUCUCUCUACUCUGAACUUGUAUCUGGCUUUAAGAGGAAGUAUGAAAAUAAUUCUGAUUGUGCUGAGUUUCUUAAGUACUUCAAGAAGUAUUACCUAAAGAAAGGUAGACCUGAAAAAUGGGCCAUGGCCUUUAGAAACUUUCCUCACUCAGAAGUCAACACCACUGGGCACAUCGAGUCAUUUCACAAUCGACUGAAAAAGGUGUACCUCAAGAGAAAGGUAAAUAAGAGGCUUGAUGACCUAAUUAAUAUACUUUAUGAUGUUGCCUGGGAAGAUUAUCUCACUCGUGAGAGAGAAGCUUCCACAGGAUUUUCCUCUCAGCCUCAGCACAUUAUUGAAAGGCAUCAACGCAGUGUCUCUAUGGAUGAUGAAACAAUUGUCGAUCUAGGUUUGGGUAAUACCUGGGAGAUGAAAUCUUGCACUGGCAAAAGUGCAGUGUAUGUUGUUGUUAAACACAAAGAAAGCUGCUCCUCUGAUUUUUGUUUCUGUAGAUGUACCAAACCUGCUUUUAUGUGGACUGUGGACUGUAGAGGAGAACCUUGCAGUGUUGUGGAGGAGCCUGACUUUUAUGUUUUACCAAACCAUAAAACUGAAGAUGAAUUGAACAAUAAUGAAGACUUUUUUUUUGAUAACAAUGUUACUGAUAAUUCUGUCCAUGACAAAAAGUGGCAGUCAUUGCUUUCUAGAUUGCAGUCUAACUUUGUCCAACUUGACAAAUUUAUAGCUGUUGCUCAACAAAGACUUGUUUCUCAACACACACUUGUUCGUGUUGAUGCUGUACUUUCAGAUCUUGUGAGUAGUUUUGGAUCUUUAGAUCUUAAUGCUACAUCUGAGAAAAAGCUGGAGGACAUUCCUCAUAUGGAUGCUGCUGUGAAAUUUACUCCCAAUGAAAAGCUCAAGACUCAAAUUUCUCAACUUGCUCCUUUUAAGAGACCUACCAAACGAAAGCGAAAGCAAGAUGUGGCAGACCUAUCUGCUAAGAAAAAAGCUGCUAUUGAUGAUCUUUUGACCUAUGCUCAAGUUGAAAAUGAUACUAGUGAUACUGAUAAUCCCAAUGAGCUUUUAGAAGAACCUGGAAUGGUAGAUGAUGGAAUCACUGAAAUGGAUGACUUAAAUGAAUCUGCCUUUAUGAUUAACAACAAUUCUCUGAUUGAUGAUGAUAGUGUUAACAGUAACAGUUGCUUCACUCUUAGUGCUUCUUAUGUGACUGAUCCAUAUGAUAUUGUUUUAGAAUGUGGACAGGAGAAAAUUUCGUUGAUUCAUUUGAAGUCAUUAGAACUCCAUUUACCACUUCAUGAAAUAAAGAUGUAUGAAAAGCGAGAUCCAAUAUUUAAAGUUGGCUGGUUAUACUCAUCAAUUAUUGAUGCUUUUAUGUUUAAAUUGUCAGAAAAUGAUGUUUUCUGUCUAUCAUGUGAUCUUGCUGAACGCGCUUCAAGACAAACAUCUAAUGCAGAUAUUUUGACAAAGAAGAUUGAUGUGAUCAAGAACAAACGAGUUAUUCUGCUACCAGGAAAUCUUACUGGGGAUCAUUGGAUCAUUGUUGCUAUCAUGCUGAAAGAGAACGAAAUCCGUUAUUAUGAUCCUCUCCAAUGCCCCAUAAGCCUCAAAACUUUGUCAUUAUUGAAACAAACUGUGUCUGACUUAAAAACGGUAUUCUCCACACAGUCUCCUUGGAAAAUUAAACCGAUAAAAUUAGCAAAGCAGGCUGACAGUGUCAACUGCGGCAUAAAUAUUUGUCACUUUGCUCAACAAACUGUAGAUGGUGCUGAAUACGGUCUUCCUACAUCCCCAGUUGAGUUUCGAAAAUAUAUAUACUCAGUCAUUGUAGGCAAUUGUCUGAAGAGAUCCUCCCUCUAUGACGAAUCUUGUGGGAAGUGUGGAGCUCAGUAUUCCGAUACAAAUGAUUUGCAAAUUUGGGGCAGUUGUAAAAUUACAACAAAUGCCAUAGCCAUAGCCACUGACCUCAAUAGUUUUGUGAAGGAGUUAGUAACAGCUAGUGAAAACAAACAGUGUAAAAUGGAGGUAUGCAAAGUACUGUUUGUGCUGAGAGAUUUGGUGUCACAAAAACCAUCUAAAGAAGACAUAUUUAAUUUCUUUAAAGUAUCUAUUUUAUCAAUAGUUCAGGCAGCUAAGGGUGGAAACCUUAGCGCAGUAAAGCACACCAUUUUUUAUCUCAGCCAUUCUAUGUUCAACAAAAUUACUCUUCCAAACCAUGAUGAGCCCUGGAUCCCUGAGAAUGUGGAUACAAUUCUAGAACUUAACUAUUUUUACAGGGCAGUUGUAAAAUUACAACAAAUGCCAUAA
Molecule: messenger RNA, 4493 nt
Organism: Frankliniella occidentalis (western flower thrips)
Lineage: Eukaryota; Metazoa; Arthropoda; Insecta; Thysanoptera; Thripidae
Exons: 6
Coding region: 645-4493 (1282 amino acids)
Biological process (GO): proteolysis
Molecular function (GO): cysteine-type peptidase activity
Source: RefSeq, a predicted model, not a curated record